Messenger RNA from Thlaspi arvense, 609 nucleotides. Lineage: Eukaryota; Viridiplantae; Streptophyta; Magnoliopsida; Brassicales; Brassicaceae. The record is from the annotation of a GenBank genome assembly.
AUGGUUUCGAUGCUUUCCCAUGAAGAAAAAUACCUAAUCGGAGAAGUUGACUCAAGAGAUGAUCUAUGGAGGUAUAACGACCGCUACUCGAGCGAGUUUUUAAUAAAGCUAAGACCUUUUCUUCACGAGUUUCUCAAAGAAGUUAACGAGAUGUUCUCCAUGUAUGUUUACACUAUGGGCGAUCGUGAUUACGCCAAUUCCGUUUUAAAGCUGAUUGAUCCUGAGAAAGUAUAUUUUGGAGAACGAGUCAUAACCAGAGAAGAUAGUCCUUAUGAAAAGACGCUUGAUCUUGUGUUGGUUGAUGAGUGUGGAGUUGUGAUUGUUGAUGAUACUCCACAAGUCUGGCCUGAUCAUAAGAGAAACUUGCUACAGAUCACCAAGUACAAUUAUUUCAGAGACAGGACGAGAGGCGAUGUGGAGUACUCCAAAUCGUAUGCGGAGGAGAAGAGAGACGAGAGUCGAAAUGGUGGAUCGUUGGCGAAUGUUUUGAAAGUUCUCAAGGAAGUUCAUGAAGGAUUCUUUAAAGAUGGAGUUACGAAAGAGUUAAACAGUGAUUCAAAGGAUGUGAGGCUGUUGCUGCAUGAUCUCUGCACACGCCAAUGUUUCUAG